This is a messenger RNA of Porites lobata, 900 nucleotides long. Lineage: Eukaryota; Metazoa; Cnidaria; Anthozoa; Scleractinia; Poritidae. The record is from the annotation of a GenBank genome assembly.
UAUUUUGAUACUGGAAUAAAAUCAUGGAAGCCUUUUGCGUCCAUGGAAAGAUUAGCUGAUGUCGCUGAAUUCACUUGUGCAGAAGUUGUGGGUAAUUAUUUGUAUGUAGCUACUCAAAAGAAGGGCUCUUCUGUAAUUUGUCGGCGUUAUGACGCGGUUAGUAAUGCAUGGGAAAAACUUCCUCCUUUUUCAGGCAGCGACUCACCGGGACCGAUACGCUGUUUGUGUUCUUUCAAUGAACAUGUAUACGCAUUUAGUGACUCAGAUCUGGCUCAGAGAUAUAGUUUGCCUCAGAAUCAUUGGCAAGGUGAUUUCAAAUUGCCUUCCUUGAAGGAAAGAGGUGAUCCAAAACGUUUAAUAUUUGCGACGGUAGUGAGUAUGAAAUCUAAAAUAUAUGUACUUCGUGGAUAUUACAGAGAAAAGGAUGACCGCACGCGUAAAGCAAAACCGGCCGUGAUUCACUGUUUUGACCCACAGAAAAAUGAAUGGAAGAAGAGGGCUUCAACUUUAUACCCUCACUUUGAAUCCACUCUAUUUGUAGAAAAUAACAAGCUUUAUGUGGCCGGUGGAAGAGUUUCUGUUGUUUCAUUGUAUGAUUCCUAUUGGUUUCUGAGAGCUGAUGGUAACCAUGCACCUGUCGAAGUUUAUAACGAGAAAAGGAACUCGUGGCACGUUGUUGAACAAAACCACAUUCCUUCAAACAAGCUUGGUGCAGUGGAACUGUUGGGAGGGAAGGUUUAUUUCAUCCUUAACAAAUUUCCAAUUGACAGUGGCAUUAAAAUUCCACCAAAUGAAGCGUGCACGAUAUCUUUGCAAGAGUGGGAACAUCUAGGAGCCAUUGACAAUGCGGCAGUCUUGUGUUAUCUCUCAGUGAAGAACGAGAUAUUAAACACCUUGUAG